UUUGAAUAAAAUUAAAUGCGUGAUGUGGUUUUUAUUGCGAAUGUAGUGAUAAACAAAAAUACAGGUUAUUGUUUCCAGUAAUGUAACUUGUUAAUAAAUAAGGAAAAUGUCUUUUUUCAAGAGUGUAGCAUCUAGUUUUAACAAACACAGUCGUGAUUCUAUUCUCAAGGAAUCACUAGUAAACAAUUUGUCAGACUGUGUCAAAGAUAUACAAUACAAUAGCCAAUUUGAUGAUAACUUUCAUAGUGUUCUUGGAUCAUCGGACUCGACAAAUACGCUAUGUAUGGCCUUGGAAGCUGUAUUCCUUCACGGUUUGAAAGACACAUUUUUAAGAAAAGCCAAAAAUGUGAUAUCCAGUGAUCCGGACUAUCGCCCGCAAUCUAGUUUCUGGCCGCUCGUACUUAUCUUAUCACAUCGCCAGAAUAUUGAUCAAAUAUCUUCACUUCCACAAAUAAACACAGAAAUAGGGCAGUGUAGAGCGUGGCUACGAAUUGCCCUUAAUGAGUGUUUGUUAUCGUCUUACAUGGCUACUCUUCUGAAGAAUAUUUCGGCUGUCAAACCAUUUUAUAACCGAUCAGCAUUUGUGUGUGAUGCAGAGAUAUUAGAGGUGGCUCAGAAACUUGUUCAAGGCCUGGAGUCAUGCGUACAAUUUAAUUUGCCUACAAAUUCAAGUUUAUUAAACCAAUGGCCUGAACAGGUUUUGAUGCAAGCUGGAAUAUGGGUACCUACAAUGAGAGCUGCCCCAAUUAGUGCUGGGCUUGAUGUGGCUAGUACUCUUUCUGAUGAAACUAAAACAAAAUUAUCAUCAACUCCAACACACAGUCCUCACCUCACAGAGUUUGGUAAGAUGUGGGCAUUGAAUGAAGAUGAAGCCUUAAAUUUUAUCCUAUCCAAGGACUCUCUUGAUGUUACUAGUCAAACUGAGAAAUCAGAAGACAUAAAACAGAAUGUGGAUAAAGAAAAAGAGGAUUCACCAAAAGAACAUGCUGCAUCACACUCCGUAGACAUUGAAAUACCAACCACUAGUCAAGAACAAGAAUUUCCGUCAUCUGUUGAGUCAGCAGAUUUUGUAAACACCUUGGAUGUUCUUGUUACUGGUAAUUCUCUCUGUGGUAAGGGAUGGUCAGCAGACAGCAAAGAUGAAUUAAACACAUCUGUUAAUUCUAACUCAUCACAUGGCAGUAGUCUUAUUAAAACUCCAGAAUUAAAGAGUCUGUCAUCACUGGUCGACCAAUCUAGUAAUUUUGGAGAUACACAAGUCAAUACACCAAACUUGAGAGACAUUAUGAAAGACAUUCAUAAAGAAUUAAAAUUAACAAGCGAGGACAGUGAUAUUUGUGAUCUUACAGUUGAAACUGCUCCGCCUGAAGAUCUUGCCAUGCAUGGCUUAGAUUUUGAAAUUGUACCAAACACUUCAACUGGUUCUUUCACAGUGCAAGAACUGCACAAAUUAGUACAACAACUUGGAUCACUUUCUAGGGAGAAAGGUCUUGACCAUCAAAAUUAUCAGUGUAAAGGCUGUCAAGAUUUGUUAGGCAGUAUAGUUUCUAAAGCAAAAGUUUGUGCUUACACUGGUGAAUAUUACUGCUCCAAUUGUAUGGAUCCAAAUGUUUUUAUAAUUCCGGCAAGAGUUAUUCACAAUUGGGACUUUAAGAGAUAUCCAGUAUCAAAAAGGUCAGCUCUGUUCUUAUUGGAAUUUCAACAUAACCCAUGGAUCAACAUGAAGAAAUUAAAUCCAAAAAUAUACUCAGGUGUAUCAGAUAUGGCACAUCUUCAUGAUUUGAGAAUACAACUAAAUUUUUUGAGAAGUUAUAUAUUCACCUGCCGUGAACCUGUAAUUGAGGAGCUACAAAAGAAAGUCUGGCCGAGGGAAUAUUUGUAUGAUCAUGUGCAUUUGUACACAAUAUCUGAUCUUGCUCAGAUACCAAAUGGUUCCUUAGUGUUGCAGCUUGAAAAAGUUGUUAGUUUUGCCAGAUCACAUGUACUAGACUGUUGGCUCUGCAGCCAGAAAGGUUUCAUAUGUGAGGUGUGCCGAGAUCCAAAAAUAUUGUACCCAUUUGAAACAAGCACAACAUAUAGAUGUGAUGAAUGUUCUAGUGUAUUUCAUGCCAAAUGUCUGAAUGCAAGCACACCUUGCCCCAAGUGCAAGAGGAAGCAGGAGCGUACAAAUGAAGCUUUGGUAGAUCCUGUUCACUUUAUUAAAUAGUUUGCUACAUACUGUAGUUGACAUUAAUAUAUCGUGUUUAACAUAACAAUGUGCUUUAUCUAAAAUUGUUAUUCAAAUAAUAUC
Molecule: messenger RNA, 2290 nt
Organism: Papilio machaon (common yellow swallowtail)
Lineage: Eukaryota; Metazoa; Arthropoda; Insecta; Lepidoptera; Papilionidae
Exons: 1
Coding region: 107-2206 (699 amino acids)
Source: RefSeq, a predicted model, not a curated record